AUGAUGGAUCCUCAAAGAUCUCUUCCCCUUGUCAUCAGAGCACGUGUCUAUUUGGCAAUGGUAUUAAGUGCCAUUUACGUACUCAGCCCCGUAGACAUUAUUCCUGAAGGGUUGUUUGGAAUAAUUGGUCUAUUGGAUGAUCUAAUUAUAGUGCUUAUCUGCUUUCUUCAUGUUGCCACCCUUUAUCGAUCUGUACUCCUUUUCCGCCAUGGAGGUUCUUCUUGA
Molecule: messenger RNA, 225 nt
Organism: Ilex paraguariensis (yerba mate)
Lineage: Eukaryota; Viridiplantae; Streptophyta; Magnoliopsida; Aquifoliales; Aquifoliaceae
Source: the annotation of a GenBank genome assembly